AUCACUAGAGCGCUGCGCAUCUUUGUGGAUGUGGAGUAAAACUGAGUCACUGUCUUUGAGGAAAAAGUGGUUCUGUUAGUGUCUAGUGGAUAAAAGGAACAAAGCACUCAGUGUUUCACGCACUAUAUCUAUUACUACACUUUUAAUGUUUAUUGGUAAAAACCGCAAGCUUUUGUGUGUUUUCGCAUUGACUGCGAGCAUUUCGGGGGCGGAGGGGCUGGGGGAAGAAAAUGAGUCGCAUAUGGUUUUAAGGCGAUUAAAAAAGACAUUUCAGCUGCACCAGAUUGCGAAUAUCCAGCUCAUCUGAUAAAGUCAGCAUUUUCGUACCACAACAUAAACAUUUAAUGGAAACUAACUGCAGUGUCCCGUAGAAAGCUGAGGAUCCGCUGUGCAGCAGUCUGUCGCCACAUCAUGCUGCUCUCCAUCGCGGUGUUUUCACUCUUCCUGUGUCCGUCGAGGAGCUCUAGGCUGUGCUCUCACCUGUGCCAGUGCUAUGAACACUCAGACUUGGUGGACUGCCAUGCCAGGGGCUUCGAGGACGUGCCUCACGGUCUUCCUCACGGGACCUGGCUCCUGGAUUUGGGAGGAAACAGACUCACGGAGAUCCGCAGUCGAGCUUUUGCUGGUCUGUGGUCUUUGCGUAUUCUAGUGCUUUCUGACAGCAACAUCCAGGCUCUUCAAUCCCAGGCUUUCUUCUCUCUAUCCUUUCUGGAGAAGCUGGACAUGAGUCAUAACAACCUCACCCAGAUCCCACCGAACUUCUCCGAGAGCCUAUCUUCCUUGCGUGAGCUGCGGCUGGACCACAAUGCACUGCAGCUGUUGAAACCUCCAGGGCUGGAACAUCUGGAGAACCUUGCGAAGCUGGACCUCAGCCACAAUCACAUCCAGUCUCUGGAACCCGGCGCUUUCCGAGGCCUGUCCCGUCUGCGGCACCUUUACCUGCAAGGGAACCACCUAGAUGUCAUUCGGGACAGAUCCCUCACUAUGUUGCCUGCUCUAGAAGUCCUGCAGCUAGGGAACAACAACAUCUCUCAGAUUGAGGUAAACGCACUCGCACCCUUACACAGUCUCUCGCUUUUGGGUUUAGAAGGGAAUCAACUGGAGCACCUGAAUUUUAAGACGUUUUUGAGUUUGCGCACGGCCACUACGCACCUGCUGUUGUCUGGAAACCCGUGGAGCUGCGACUGUGACCUGCACCGUGUUUUCAGCAAGCUGCUUAGCGUUCGGCACCUUCACGUUGACGACUACCAUAACGUAACUUGUCGGGAGCCGUGGCAGCUGGCCGGAGCCUCUUUGGCCUGGGUGGACAGUCAGCUGUGCGUGGCCGAGACAGUCACUGUGCUGGUCAUCACCGCUACCGUCAUCGUGACCGUCUUUGGUGCUUUGAUCAUGGCAGAGAGAAAACGCAAGAAGAGAAAGUACUGGGAGCAGAACGAUGGGGAAUCACAAUAGUCUGAUAAUGCAUACACUAAAACAUAAACCUCAAACUGGAUUCCUGGAGAGCCACAGCUCUGCAGAGUUUUGCUCUAACCCUAAUCAAACACAGCUGAUCCAACUAAUCAAGGUGUUCGAGACGACUAGAGACUAAUAAGCAGAUGUAAAUUGGAGGUGGUGGGAGAUAAACUGUGCAGAGCUGCAGCCCUCCAGGAAUUGAGUUUCAGACCAUUGCACUAAAACAUUGUUGUAACUCGUUGGGUCAAGUAGAAGUGUUUCCCAACCCUGUUGCUGUAGGCACACCAACAGUACAUAUCUUGGAUGUCUCCCUUAUCUGCCCAUUAACUUUAGGUUUUGGAGUCUCUUGUAAUGUUCUGAUGAGGUUAUUCAGGUGUUUUUGAAUAGGAAGAGUUUAAAUGUGUAUUGUUGGAGUUGAACCAGUUUGGAAGGCAAUGAAAUGAGGAUAAACCUAAUGUUGGGUUCAUUUUUUCAAUUAAAAUUAAAAUAAAUGUUUUUAUUACAUA
Messenger RNA from Danio rerio (zebrafish), 1958 nucleotides. Lineage: Eukaryota; Metazoa; Chordata; Actinopteri; Cypriniformes; Danionidae. The record is from RefSeq and is a predicted model, not a curated record.